Molecule: messenger RNA, 756 nt
Organism: Rangifer tarandus platyrhynchus (Svalbard reindeer)
Lineage: Eukaryota; Metazoa; Chordata; Mammalia; Artiodactyla; Cervidae
Source: the annotation of a GenBank genome assembly
AUGGCCGCAGGGAGCGCCCCUGGGUGGACCGUGGGGGCCCUUGGAGUGGUCUGCCUGUUCCUCAAAUUGGAUUUCAUCAGCUGUCAGUUCCGAGGUAUUUAUGGAGCUAUGGAUGGGAAUGUAACCUUUUAUGCUUCAAAGUUUCAACCAUUUACAGAAAUUAUAUGGAAAAAGGGGAAGGAUAAAGUUAUAGAAUGGGUUGAACAUUCUGAACCCGAAGCUUUUCAGUCUUUUAAAAAUAGAUCUUAUUUAGACAUUGUGUCAGGUAACCUGACCAUCACCAAGUUAACAAAAUCAGAUGAAGGUAAAUAUGAAAUUGAAUCCCCAAGUGUUAAAGAUAUCUCCGUGUUCUACCUCAGAGUGAUUGCACCUCCUCCAUCACCAUCAGCAUCUUGCUUUUUGACCGAUAAUGGAAACAUUACUCUCACCUGUGAGAUCAUGGGACUUCACGACAAUAUCGAUGAAGACCUCAUACAGUAUUCGUGGGAAUGUCCUUCAGCAAUACAGUGUCACCGUGGCUCAAUUUCAGCUGAAGCGUAUGUCUCACAGAAAAGUGAUCUUUCACAGAGUGUUCACUGUGUCAUUAGCAAUCCAUUAUUCAGAACAUCAGCUUCCAUCGCUUUGUCAACCUGUGUACCAUGGGAUAAUUCAAGGCAUAGGUAUGUGCUUUUUGCCAUACUCCCAGCAGUAAUAUGUGGCUUGCUGUUUUUAAAAUGUUUUCUGGGACGUCGUAGCCAAAGAAACACAGAGGGCUAG